GGAGCACCAGGAGGAGCUGGUGGCCACGGCUGAGGAGGUCCCGAAGGUGUUGGCCAUGGCCAAGGAGCCCACAGAGGUGUUGGCCCCGAUGCCCGUGGAGGAGCCAAGGCAGGUCGUGCCCCGUGGGAGCUGCUUGAUCCACAACUGGCAGGAGGAGAGAGCCACCAACCACCUGGACCGCGUGCUGGUGCCGGAGAUGGGCAGCGAGGGCUUUGUCCACCGGCACGGCCACCGCGGGCUGCUGACCCGCCAGCCACCAGACCAGCCGCCCCCCAGCACCACCACCAAGCACGCCUUCCGCCCACCCCACAGUGUCCCCAUGCUGGCAAGAGGGCAGCGGGAGGCCACGCUGGAGCUGAUGCUGUACCAGAAGUACAGGCAGGAGCUGCUAGAGGAGGCCUGCCCACCGCGUGCGCCCAUGGAGCGGCUCUCCACCACGCACCGGGAUUUCCAGGCGGGGGGCUUCCAGCCCACGCCGCUGCCCAGCACCCAGCCCCACAACUACCACACGGAGCAGCCCCGCAGCUUCUGGCUGGAGCAAGCCCGCAGCAUACCUGGCGUCACCUGCAUCCGCACCGGGGACAGCCCCUUUCGGAGGAACGCCGCCUUCUCUACCCCCAUCACCGAGUACCUGCAGCAGCCCCUGCCCCACGUCACCGAAAGCUACGGGGUCUGGCCGAGCAAGUAAUAAAGAGCAGGCGGUGUCCCUGCGCUG
Molecule: messenger RNA, 715 nt
Organism: Oxyura jamaicensis (ruddy duck)
Lineage: Eukaryota; Metazoa; Chordata; Aves; Anseriformes; Anatidae
Product: sperm-associated antigen 8-like
Exons: 6
Coding region: 56-688 (210 amino acids)
Biological process (GO): positive regulation of transcription by RNA polymerase II
Cellular component (GO): nucleus; cytoplasm
Molecular function (GO): microtubule binding
Source: RefSeq, a predicted model, not a curated record